This is a messenger RNA of Glarea lozoyensis ATCC 20868, 1485 nucleotides long. RefSeq lists its product as uncharacterized. The transcript has 3 exons. Gene Ontology annotation, cellular component: COP9 signalosome. Gene Ontology annotation, biological process: ubiquitin-dependent protein catabolic process. The record is from RefSeq and is a predicted model, not a curated record. Bases 1 to 1485 code for a protein of 494 amino acids. Lineage: Eukaryota; Fungi; Ascomycota; Leotiomycetes; Helotiales; Helotiaceae.
AUGGACGAUAUACUCCCAAAGCUUCUCAAUUUCCCGCAGCAUCCCCCUCCUCCAAAUCCGCUCUCCGACCAGCAGUAUGACGAGGGGAUACGCGCCCAGAUCUCCGUUGUCAAAAAUAUCCCAAACUCGAAGCUAUUACAACCUACUUCUGGGGGCGAGAACGUUCUUGAUAUUAUAAAUCCAUCUGUGAACUCUGUGCCAUACACCUUCAUUCUGAUCGCAAAUAUCGAAGCCGCUCAGCGAAAUGACAAGAAUAUCGAUCAAGAAAACUUAUGGAACAGCAUCAUAGCUUUUCUCGCGCAAUUCGAUCCACGGCAGAUGCGAUAUAUGCAAACUGAACUUUCCCAGAUCCUAGAUAUAUUCUCGAACAUGGCGAGGCGCCAUCAUCAGAUUCCUACAGCUAUUCCACACAUCCGGGACGCACUCUUACGAUUCGAGCCUACCGGCACACUUCUUACCCCCAAACAUCUUCUACUUGUUAAGCUUGCUUUAGAGGCGAAACAGUUCGAUGAUGUCCUCCCUGUGAUCGAUAAAACAAUCCUCUAUAUACCAGGCGCUGGUCAUAGGCCAAGACAGAAAUACCUUUGUAACAUAUGUCUUCCACCAGCCGCCUAUAUUACAGUACAGACGGGUUUCGUUGCGAAGCCUCUUAAGCAUUUGGAGGUUCUGGAAUACUUUCUAUUGAGUGGGCAGGUCUACAUUGGGCUGAAGAAGUGGAAAAGAGCGAGUGAAUGUUUGGAAGUUGCUGUCACUUACCCAACCAAGGAUAGUGGUCCCAGUAAAGUCAUGACAGAAGCCUACAAGAAAUGGAUCUUGGUACGACUGUUGAUGGAUGGGAAAAUGCCGGUUUUACCAAAAGUAACAAGCCCAGGGGCAGCGAAAGUUCUCAAAGUCCUAGGCAAACCAUAUGAAACCGUUGCUCAAAUCUUCGAGCAAGGCACCGCAUCGAGACUCAAGUCAGAGCUCGAAGCAGGAAGGGAUCUCUGGACAACGGAUUGCAACAUGGGUCUAGUCAUGUGCGUAAUGGCAGCCUACCAACAAUUCCAAAUCAAAAACCUUGCGAACGUCCACACCAAACUCACAAUGGUCGACAUCCACAACCUCACCCAGAGUGCCGAAAUCGGCAGCAAACUCCCCAACGCCGCAGCAGUCGAAACAUUAGUCCAGAGCAUGAUCGCCGACGGCACUCUCCACGCCACCUUGUCCCAUCCACCCAACCAAUCUCCCGUGCUCACAUUCUCACCCAACGGCCCCCUCCUCACGGAGAAACAGACUCAAGCUGCGCUUGCGGCGUCGAGCACGAGGAUUAAAGCGCUGACGGAAGAGAUCAAGACGACGGAUCGCAUGUUGAUGUAUGAGAAGGAAUACGUGAAUUAUGCGAAGAAGAUGAAGAAGAACGCGGCGGCGGGGUUGGAGCAUGGGGUUGGUGUUAAUGAUAUGGAUUUCUUGGGGGAGGAUGAGGAUUUGAUGGGGAGUUUGUAUUGA